Messenger RNA from Lytechinus variegatus (green sea urchin), 4134 nucleotides. RefSeq lists its product as uncharacterized. The transcript has 8 exons. Gene Ontology annotation, molecular function: RNA binding; ATP binding; RNA helicase activity. NCBI's taxonomy places the organism in Eukaryota, Metazoa, Echinodermata, Echinoidea, Temnopleuroida, Toxopneustidae. Gene Ontology annotation, cellular component: SMN complex. Bases 288 to 3557 code for a protein of 1089 amino acids. The record is from RefSeq and is a predicted model, not a curated record. Gene Ontology annotation, biological process: spliceosomal snRNP assembly.
CAGGACCGUCAGAUCAGCGGGGCGCGCAGGCGAUCGGAGUGCAUGAGCAGCGCGAUGCGCUGCUGGCCCACUAUCUAGCUAGUAACAAUUCGUUGGCGCAGCUAGCUUCAGUUGAAACUUGUUGAUCCUUAUGAUGCGAUCAAGGAGCUUCUUGAUGCGAUGCUAGCUGGCUGGCCGCUUAACUAGUUUGGGUCCUCUUUGAACGAAACCAAGGGUUUAGCCUAGUAAUAGUAGAUGUCCUCUAAAUUGAUUAUUUGAAGAGGAUUUGUCGUUGCGCUUAAGUCAAGAUGCAGGCAAAGACUAAAGGAACAAAAGCUCCAAUUAAUGUAAGAAGAACAGCUCAUGCGAUCAAUGAAAGAGAGAGGACCAGUGAUGUUUUGACUGAGGAGAACAGCAAUGUUGACUUUUCAUCCAUGUUCCUUUCCGAACAGGUGACGGCUGGCUUAUUGAAGGUGGGCUUUGAGAAACCUUCACCCAUUCAGUUGAAAGCAAUACCACUUGGAAGAUGCGGUUUAGACUUAAUUGUUCAAGCUAAAUCUGGAACAGGGAAAACGUGCGUCUUCAGUGUUAUAGCUCUUGAAGGAAUAGACCUCAGCAAUCCAUCCACCCAAGUUCUGGUUCUAGCUCCAACAAGAGAGAUUGCAGUCCAGAUUCAAGAUACUAUCCGAGCUAUAGGAUGUGAGAUGAAGGGACUAUGUUGUCAUGUGUUUAUUGGAGGUACUCUAUUCGGACCAGACAGGCAGAAAUUGAAGAAGUGCCACAUAGCGGUUGGUACACCAGGUCGUAUUAAACAACUGAUUGAGUAUGAAGUUUUAAAGACUGGAACCAUCAGGCUUUUCAUCUUAGAUGAAGCAGAUAAACUUCUUGAUAAUACAUUCCAGGAGCAGGUCAAUUGGGUGUACAACCACCUUUCUGAUAACAAACAAAUGUUAGCACUCUCUGCAACCUACCCAGAGUACCUUGCCAGUCAUCUCACAAAGUACAUGAGAGAACCCAUGUUUGUUAGACUUAAUCCAAAGGACCUUGCACUGAGAGGCAUCAAGCAACUAUAUGUGGAAUUGCCAGGACACUCUCUUCCUAAUAAGGCAUUUGAAAUCAAGGUUAUUAAACUACUGAAAAUCCUGACUCAAGUAUCCUUCACUCAAUGUCUCAUCUUUUCCAAUCUUCAGACAAGGGCUCAGAAUCUGUGUGACAUACUCUGUGAUAGUGGAUGGCCAAGUGAAUGUAUAUCAGGAGCUCAUGAGCAGUCUCAACGACUACUAGCUAUGGCUAGGCUUAAGAAAUUCCAGUGCAGGAUCCUUAUCUCUACAGAUCUAACUGCAAGAGGUAUUGAUGCUGAGAACGUCAACCUAAUCAUCAAUCUGGACAUUCCAGCUGACACCAAGACGUACCUUCAUCGCAUUGGCAGAGCAGGGCGCUUUGGAACUCAUGGUGCUGCUAUUAGUCUUGCUUCCAAGGGUAGAGAGAUUGAACUUCUCAGGAACAUUCAACGUCAGUGUAGAGUCAAAAUGACAGAACUACCAGAUCCUGCCCCAUCUGAUCUGUUGAAGCAGGAACUUCACUUGACUGGGUUUCAACAGGUUUCCAUUACACCAGAGUCUCUCGUACCAGCAAAUGAAGAUUCUACAACAGAUAUCACCACAUUUAGUCCAGAAAACAAUAUUCAAGUUAAAGGAGACACCAUACCAACUUUAACUUCAAAUGGGCUGAUGGGUGAAUAUUGUUCACACAAGGUUGGUGUCAAUGGGAGUCUUUCCAAGAUGAAAGAUUCUGACACUUUUGAUGGGAAACCAACAAAGAUUGUAGAAAGUACAGAUGACAUGGAAGCUACAUGUAUACCAAAGACAAAUAUAAGAGUUAAGGAACCACGAACUGUAGAUGUAUGUACCCAAACUUCACAGGAAGAUGUAGUGCAGCUGAAGUCCCUGACAUCACAGUUUGAAGAUGUAAGAAGUGAAGAUUACAGGGACAGACCUACAUUACCUAUAGGAUUUGAAGAUGCACCGGAAGUUAGGAAGCUCUCUCUUCUUCAGUGGUCUCAAGUCAAAAGUGGACAUGAAACAAGAAAAGCUUGUACCUGGUAUGAAAGUAAAGAAUCCUUUGAAAAGUACAUGAUAAAAAAGACUCGUCUUCAAGGGUCAGAAGGUGAAGGGGUAGAUGAAAUGACAAAAGUCAUCGAGCACAGUGAUAAUGAUGUCCAUGAGAUUGUAUGUGAUAGUCAUGACAUUAUUCAAAAAAAGUUCCAGGGUUUAACACCCACUGAUGAGAUAGAAAUAUACAGGGCUCAACUAUACAAUUCAUUUAUGAUGUGCAGUCACUUGGGAAAACGAGACAUCUCUAAAAUUGAAAUCGAAAAUAGUGAGGAGGCAACAGUCACUGUAAGAGAAUCAAAAGAGACAGAGUAUAUGGAUAAUGUGACUUCUGUAUUAGAUGUUUCUUCAGGUGGUAUCAAAAGAAAGGGAAUGGAAAACAAGCAAGAUGAUACUCUGACAGAGUAUACUUCAGAGACAACCAAAGACAAUCAAGAAAGUGAGGAGAAAAUCACUGUUAACCAGGAUGAUAGUUCAGGUAUGCUUCUUCAUCAAGUCUCUAAUCCACUAGAUAGUCAACCUAAAAAUAAACCCGAGAUAAAGACUAAACCAAAGGUUGUGAGUACUGUUGGAUGGAAGAAGAAAGGGAAACAGCAAAGAAUCAAACAUCAUAUUUUCCAGAUGAGUACCCUUGGUGCUCUGAUGUCUCCUAAAGAACUUGAUAUAGCUCUUGUUAGUAAUCUAACUGCAAGCUUGUGUGAUGGUGAUAUGGACACUGAUACUGACAAACAAAAAGUUCACAAAUUAUACAUGACACAUCAAGGUCAGCAGAACAAAGCUGAAUGUGAAGAAAGUCCAAUAUCAGACCUGAGUGAAAGAGAAACUUUGAAAAUUGAACAAGCAACUCCUUUAGUUCAAGAAAACAUUCCCUUAGAAAAGGAUAGCUCUACUUCCACGGUAAAUGACCCAGUGUGGGCCAUUUUCAAGAAUUACAUUCCAGCAUCUCUUCCACCAGAAGCUGUCAGAAAGGACAACACACUGUCCGAAACUGGAGAAUCUUCAUCAGAUCAGUCAUCAAGCAGUUUGUGUGAAAGUGAUACAAGCACCUGUAGUACAUCGUCAAGUGAAGCUGAAUGUGCAAGCAGUGGCACAGAUGCAGAAGAUAAAGAAUACAUCAAGGAUACUUCUGAUAACAACCACAGGAGUAAAGGGAAGAACCCUGGUACAAGACAUCACUACACAAACCAAGUUAAAGUGAAGGUGAAGGAUCAUUCUAACACCAGUGAUGGAUUUGCAUACAAUGAAGAUUCUGAGAGACAUGUUAAAUAUCAUAAUCCAGAUAUUUCUAGUAAUCAGUCAAGUAAUGUAGAUGGCUGGCAGUACAAUGAAAGCUAUUAUGCCACUGCUCCAGUAACUGGAUACCAUGGAUGGCAUUAUCCAGGUUAUUCUCAGCAUUAUUGGAAUGACUAUUAUAAUGAAUAUCAACAACCAUACACACACUAUUCCUAUUUAACUUCUUUAAGGUGAAUAUUCUUGAAAAGGAAGUCCUCUAGUAAAAUAUGGCAUGUCAUAUGGAGGUUCCAUAAAAUCAUGAAAUAAUUGAUUUUUUAAAAGAAAAUAUGUAAUUGCAAUUGUUGGCAAUGACAACCAUAUUUAUUUCUUCAAAUUGAUGAUUAGAGGUCUGUAUGAUGCAGUGGCAGAAAAAAAAUUAUGUGUAGACAAUAAUUAACCCUUCAGUAAUUUACAGUUUCCAACAAAGACAGAGUGACACCUCUUUGCUGGGACAAAAGUUUAUUGUGAGUAGGAUCUAUAAGUACAUAUCUGUAAAUUUUACCUCUAUUGGUCUAGCAACAGUUUGUUUAGUGGUGCUUAAGUAUAAAGUGAAUUUGACAACAAACUAUGCAAUGGUCAGUUAUCAGCUUUAAUUUUAUUCACCCAAUGACAUAUGCAAAUCAUGUGUAUUUAUACUAAGUUCACACUGCCAAUCAGGUGAACUUGAUUAAAGGGAUGGUCUAGGCUGGAGAUAUCUUUAUCUCAAUAAAAAUAGCAAAAUUCACAGAGCAAAACGCUGAAAAUUUGAUCAAAAUUGGAUAGCAAAUAACAA